Messenger RNA from Perkinsus marinus ATCC 50983, 414 nucleotides. RefSeq lists its product as hypothetical. The record is from RefSeq and is a predicted model, not a curated record. NCBI's taxonomy places the organism in Eukaryota, Perkinsozoa, Perkinsida, Perkinsidae. The transcript has a single exon. The coding region runs from base 1 to 414 and encodes 137 amino acids.
AUGAUCGAGCCUACAACUCUUCCCGAAGAUGAGAAUAACGGCAACUGUCCGGGGUACCUGCUAGGCCUCUAUACUUACGUCGACCCCAUAGACCACGGAGGCGAGCCCCUUGGUUUCCGUCCUCCCACUGCCGACCUGUAUGUCUACGAAGACAAAGGAGAGUGUCAGAUGAUGAUUCUCCUGUACAGACCUCGUCAUGUAUUAGAGCCUGCCAUAACCUCACUAAAAUUGCAUGAGAACUCCUUGAUGCUGUCUGAAGGCUUCAAACCGACAUUGCUCCCCGAAGAUGCCAAGCAUAUUUCCGAUACCACCUUCACGAAGUUGGGUUAUGACUAUCCCAAGAAAGAGAUCACUAUUUACUUGGCCGGAGGGAAGCAAUGUGUUUAUCGCCGCGAUAGGUAUGCCGAUCUGUAG